This is a messenger RNA of Lates calcarifer (barramundi perch), 3786 nucleotides long. RefSeq lists its product as uncharacterized. The transcript has 5 exons. Lineage: Eukaryota; Metazoa; Chordata; Actinopteri; Centropomidae. Bases 1628 to 2404 code for a protein of 258 amino acids. The record is from RefSeq and is a predicted model, not a curated record.
UACUUUCAGUCUCUUUCAGAUGACUCAAAUAAGGACAGUAAAUUCUGAGUAGCGUCACUAGAUACCAACUACAAGACUUAUCUCCAAGCAGCGUGGCUUUAGAAAUGGAAAUAUUGGUGGGUUGUUCAGUCCAAUAUUCUGGUCCAGACUGGAAUAUCCCAACAGCACUUUUAUGGAUUCAUGGCUCCCAGAGGAGAUAUCAUACUCACCACUGAUUCUACUGAUUCUCUGACUUCACCUUGAGUGCCAUUACCAGGUUGACAUUUUUGUUUUUUUGUGCAAUAGCUCAUCAACUAUCAGAUAGAUUGUAAUGAGAUUUGAUAUAUAUGCAUGGUACCCAGAGGAUGAAUCCUCAAAACUGCCACAAAGUGCCACGGUCAGGCCACCACGUUUGUACAUGUUGUGUAAAAUAUCCAUCCAUCCAUUAUCUAUACCUCUGACCAGAGACAGAUCGCCAGUCCAUCACAGGGCCAACACAUAUAAACAACCAACCAUUCACACUUACAUUCACACCUACAGGCAAUUUAGAGUCACCAGUGAACCUAAUGUGCAUGUCUUUUGACUGUGGGAAGAAGCUGUACAGAACCCACAGAGAGAACCUGCAAACUCCACACAGAAAAUCCCCAGGUGAACCAGAGCUUGAACCCAAACCUUUUUGCUGUGAUGUGACAGUGCUAACCACUGUACCACCGUGCUAUAAAACAUUUCAAAAUUUACUUGAUGGAUUGACACAAGACUUUCUGCAGACAUUCAUGGUCCCCAGAUUACGACUGAUGAUCCUUUAUUUAAGUGCCACCAUGAAUUAUUUUUUUCAUCAAGUAUCUCAACACAGUUGGAUGAGUUAUCAUGAACUUUGGCCAGUCAUGUUCAUUCUUAGUUUUGUGUUUUGUUCUAGUACUGUAUUUUAGAUGUACUUUGUGUUUACAGCUAGUAGAGAAAUGUUAGCAUUGCCACUGUGAGCAUGUUAGUAUACUGAUGUUACUGCCCAAGAACAGUCUCAGUUAGUGUUUUAAUUUCAUAGAAGCACAGUUUAUAGAAGUGUAGAACAGAUGGCACUGUGGAAGAACCUGUUGAGUUUGUGGCUUUUAUUUUAAAAGGUUUCCAGUAAGUUAGCUUUACUUUAUAUUCAUGGGUCAUAGAUUUUCUUUCUAUCUUUAUUUGUAUAUUUUUAUUUGUGUCUGUGAGAAUGGGGUGGGCGUGUAUGCGAGUGUACUUGGAAAAAUAGAGGAACUAGUUGGUAAAAGAAUGUCUGUAACAGUAGUACUAUUGCCGAGUGUGUGUGUUCGUGUGUGUUCGUGUGUGGUGAGAUAAAAAAGAGCGUUUCCAGAAUAUGACGGAGCCCGUGGGCGGGGUUUGGCGGACCGCAGUGGCCAAUAGGAAGCCUGGAUGUCGCUGUCAAACACAGCUGAUCGAUGAGUCAGGGAGCCACUGCCGAAAAGGUCGCACUUGUUGCUGAGCAGGAGCAGCGAUCAUCAGCUGACCACUGAGGUCUGAUCCAUCUUCACUUAAACAACCCAAAGUCUCCCCGUAAACGCAACAGGAGCCGCCUCUAGCAGCCUGAACAGACGCUUCAGCGCAGGAUCACACCGCUGCCGCCUGGUUUACGGCUCUCAGGAAGUCUGGUUUGAUGUCUGCGUCAGUUUUGUAUCCAUGGCUGUGUGGACGCAUCAGUCUGCUCUGUGGACUCCUCCUCCUGGCCCCCUCACUGCUCCUCGCUGCAGGCAGACUGGGCAACUGCACUCACCCUCUGGUGCCAGAACAUGGAGGUUUUCGUUGUGAUCCAUCUCCAUGUCGGGGUUUCCCUCAGAAGAGCUCCAUCCAUUUCUUCUGUGAGCCUGGAUACCACAUCAGCAAGUACCGUGUCUCCAGAUGUCGCCACGGGAAGUGGCAGCCUCCGAUACCUGCCUGCGUCCCUAUCAAAGAGGGCACUCAGAAUCCGGAUGACAGGACGAAUGACUCGAUGCCCAGCAUGGCCACAACAGCUGUGGGCGUGUCCAUCUUCCUGCUCACCACCACUGCCUGCCUGGUUGUCAAGUCCCGCCUCUACCCCUGUCAAUCACACGGUCGUCGCUCCUCAGAUCAGCUGGACCUGAUGGUGGACGGACUUCCUGUGUCCCUCCCCUCCUAUGAGGAGGCGGUGUAUGGCAGCUGGGGGCAGCGCCUCCCCGCCUGCUCAUCACCCGGACCCACCCAGCUCCUGUUAGCUCAGGAGGCUCCCGGCUGUCACCCCUCGUCUCUCAACAACCAAUCAGACGGCAGUCACCGCCCCCUCCUGUCCACCCAAAGCCCGGACAACCCCCCACCCCCUUAUGAGGAGGUCCAGUCUUCACAUCCCAGAGACAGGCUGAGUGACGGGGAGGGCCGGCAGCUACAUGUUGCUCUCUCAGAUGACAAGGACACUUGAUUGACAGACUGUCGGGUUCACAUGUGACUAAAUUUCCAGCACGGGGAGUGCAGUUGUUUAGCAAUGAAAGCAGGGUUUUGAUUGACAGCUCACUGCUGCAGCGUUUACUCUGCAGAUGAUGGCUGAAAAAAUGAAAACAUGGACUGACAGCAGACUCCUGUGCUCCUGCACUUUUUCCUGGUUGGCUGCAGCUCACCAGCAUCAGGACACUCUGUCCUAUCACACGUUAUUUCUGAUAAGCUCUGAUUGGCCAGCUGUCAGGUCAAAAAGACCUGGAUGAAGAGGACUAAAGUACAUUCAUUAAUGAAAUGUUGAUUCUAUAGUAUAUUGUAUGAAUGUGUGACAGAGGAGGGAGUUUAUGUGCACAUGUAUCUCUGCUGUCAGGUGAAAAUCUUGCAUCCAGAAUGUCAUCUCUUCAGGAACAAAACUGCCUUGUUUUCAGUGUGAUGCCAGUGUAUUUCAUUGUUUAAACAUGUUUUUUUUAAAUGAUUGUGUAAUCCUUCACUUUAGAGAAACUUUAAAAUAGAUCAACCAAACAUAUGAGGUUUUCACAGGACAGCAGUCAUAUAAAAGUGUAAGUGCCUGUGUGUGUGCGCAUGUGUGUGUGUGUUUUCAGUGUUGUUCUGGAGACGUCAUCUAACCUUCCCAUCAGUGAUGGGGCUGAUCGAGGCUUCCUUCAUGAAGUCAGUGGUGUGCUGUUACAGAAACCUGUAUGUUUCCACGGCAACCAACUCUAUUCCAUUUCUAUUUGAGACUUUUGUGCCAGCAUUUUCUCUCUCAGCCUAAUUGGACUGUCAUGCACAUAUUGUUGAUUUGAAGCCAGCAUGGUGCACAGACACUCGUGUGAUAGAUGGUGACUUGGAACAACAGCAUGUUGUGAUGUUGAUUUUAAAAAGAUCAUUUUGUGUGCAGCAGAUAUUUAGAGACUUGAAAAUGCUUGGAAACCAAACAGUCUUUGAAAGUGUUUCUCCUAUGUUCAUACAGUGUCAAGUGACUUAAAACACACAGAGACAUACAGGUGUUUUUUUUUUUUAAAUCAAAUUAACCAUCCAAAUAAGAGUUUUCAACUAUAAACAAAAAGCACAGAUUUGGGACCAAAUCCAACAAAUAAAACUGAAACUGAAACCAGUCAGAGAUCAAACGUUGAUCUGGGAAACUGAUUCUCUCUGUGUCCUCGCUGCACCUCGCUGGUUCUCUCUCUGUAACUCUUUAACUUCUGCAGAGCGGCUGACGCCUUCAUAGACCUUGAAUGUAUUUUAUGUUUCAUUUUGUGGCAAAAAAAAUCUUAAUUAUUAUAUGGAUUGUAAUAUUAAUUAUUUGUAUAUUGUAUUAUUGCACAGAAUUAUAUAUAAAUAAAUGUUGAGAAGUUUCUCUGCUUGACA